ACAUGGUAACACCCAGUACCAGCCUGACUGGUGGGUCCUCCAGAAUCACAGUUGUCCCAUCAUGGCUGAGGUGGAUCCUUGUGUCUGUUUUCUCCCAGGAGGUGACCUCUGAUGAGGAAAGAGAAAGUGACCAAGAGGAAUAUUACACAUAUUCACUUCCAAGCCCCCAGUGUGAGAACUAUCCCAAGGCUAACAACCACCCAAAAACCAGGAACGUUGAGGUUCGGAUGCUUGUACCCAAGUCAGGAUUGAAAGACCUGAACCCUAGGGAGGAACGACCUCAGGCUUCAGGUCAACAAGAACAUCUGACCUCUCCUGCAACAAAAGGGAAAAGCCAGGAGCCCAGCCAUGUAUCAGGUUCAACACAGGAAGAUGCCAUGUGUCUAGGAGGAAAUCAAAGACCAUCUCCCACCAAUGCUGUUCCAGGGGAUUACCCAGAAAAUAACCAGGAUCCUACAAUAUCUGGGGUAUCAGAGCUCAAUGAAGCCCAGCACGGUCAGAGUCCCAGUCACCUGAGAAAACCAGACUGCCCCUUAUCUGCUCAGUCAAUACUAUCACUGCUAGAGGAGUUAGACAAAGACCUGGAAUAUGGGGAUGAGCUCAAGCCCACAACAGUAGGGGAGUCAGACCUUGGCCCAGAUGAUGGUGUUGAAGAGAAGCUAGUCCCCUCUCUGGGCCCAGCAGGGGAUUCUGGCUAUAGUGUCUACAAAUCAGCACCCCUAGGGCAGACAGCCCAAUGCCAGCAUUUCCCAGGAAUUCCCAUCUGCUGGGAGGUGACAUCACCUGAGCUGGGGAAGGACAGCCAGGGGCAGGAUCCAGCAGAUAUUUUAGAGAACAGUGAGCUAGGACUCCUGCUCCACGGUUAGCCACACAAUCACCUGAGGGUGCUGGGCUGAAACCACACCAGCAAGAGAAUCCAAGCCCUGGCUAACAACCUAUACUCAAGAGUGCUAAGUUAAGAGAUGUCCACAGAGCACCUAUUACAAAACAAAAGGUUGAUCUCUUCAUACCACCCUUCACAGGACCUUUUCCCUGAACCCCUGUAGCCUGACAUCUUUGGGCACAGCUGACAAACCAUCACUGAUACUCCCUCAAAAAUCUGACCCACCUUCCAUGCCCUCAUUGA
This is a messenger RNA of Condylura cristata (star-nosed mole), 1126 nucleotides long. RefSeq lists its product as uncharacterized. The coding region runs from base 3 to 866 and encodes 287 amino acids. The transcript is spliced from 2 exons. The record is from RefSeq and is a predicted model, not a curated record. NCBI's taxonomy places the organism in Eukaryota, Metazoa, Chordata, Mammalia, Eulipotyphla, Talpidae.